AAGGAAUCCGACAUUUACGUAGAAAUUGUAACUAUUAAUAUUUUUUUAAUAYAAAAAUUGCAAAGUGUUUAAGGUUGAAAAGUAUAACAUAAAUGAGUUAUUAAUGUAGAAAAUGGCACAAAGAAGUCGACACUCACACCGUAAUAGUGCGAGUACGCGUUAUUUCGAAAAGGGUGAAAAGGUACUCUGCUACGAGCCAGACCCAACAAAGGCGAAAGUGUUAUACGACUCAAAGAUUUUGGGUACCUACGAUUCAAAGGAUAAGCGUGGACGAAAAGUUAUUCAAUAUAAAGUACACUUUCAAGGUUGGAGUAGUUCAUGGGAUCGUAAAGUGAACGCUGAUUUUGUUUUAAAGGAUACCGAGGAAAAUCGUCAACUUCAAAGAGAUUUGGCUGAAAAGGCACAGUUACAAAUUAAUGCUUUUCUGUAUCGCAAGGAGCGUACCGGUGGUAAGAAAAAAGCAAACAAAACGGUAGUACCUGCGGAAGAUGCUGCAACAGCGGGGGGCAACAUAACAACUGAUUUGCGUUCAUCCCCGAAAUUUCGAACACGCGGCUCAUCUGAAGAUAAUUUUAGCUCAAGUAGCACUUUUGAAAGACAAGAGGAUUCUCCAAUGAAGGACGAAUGUGAAACCGAGUCUUGCUGCAGUUCAGUAGAAAGUUUUCCAGAUGAAGAAAGAGUCUUACUGCGAAUAAGUGAAAGGCUUCGUCAAUAUUUGGAAUAUGAUCAUGAUAUGAUUGUAAAAUAUUGUAAGCAACAUGCCUUGCCUGCACGAAUACCCGUCGUGGCCAUCUUAGAGAACUUCGUUAAGCAAAGUGUUGUUAAAUUGGUAUUUUCAACAACACAAGUUGAGAGCACAAGGCGACGCACUACGCAACAACGAACAAACAAAAAAGAACAUGAAUUUGACAAGCUUGUGGCAACUGUGGGCUUAUUAAAAGAGGUAGCUGAUGGGUUACGCAUUUAUUUUGAUUUCACUAUCACCGAUUAUCUACUAUAUAAAGAGGAAAAAGAGUACGCGUUAUCCUAUUUAAGUGAGGAGAAUCUUAAAAAUUUCACAUACGUUGCAUUGCCGGGCUUAUCGGCCGAUUUUCUUAAUCCCACUAAAUCGGACACGGAUUCAGCGCAAUUGCCUAUCAGUGACAGUGGCACUGAAGUGCACGCUGCCGAUGCCAAUUCGACAACACCCGYCACGACUGAUGAGCCACAAAAGCGAAAAUCCCGSAUACAUCGGAGUGACGACUGUGAAAUGAUUGUUGAAAACUGUUUGGAGAAYUGUUUAUCGAGUAUUGCUAGCACCAGUUCAGGUGCCUCAACCCCUUUACACUCUGUURCCGCUGGCAGUGGCGGCGCCUCUGGAGUUAAUUACUUGAAAUCACUGCAGCCAAUGGCACUCAAUCUACCAACACAAACCAAGGAAUUCCUGCAAGGAGUCUUAUCCUGGCAUUURCUGCCUACCAAUGCCCCUACAGCGCCGUCAAUGAUAUUUGGAGCUCCACAUUUGGCACGAUUAGUUGUUAAAUUGCCGGAGUUUUUGAAUGCAUCAUCGAUAAACGACGACAAAUUGAAAAAUUUACUACAACAUUUGGAUACAUUCGUGAAUUACUUGGAAGCAAGAAAAGAAUGGUUCAACGAAGACAAUUACGCGCGCUCAAAUGCGAUGCGUAAACGCGCCAGCUCCACCGACAGCACUAAACCCACACCCAUGGAAGGCGUAAAGGACACACUUGAUACGAAUUCUCAAGCGGAAGCGGUCGCCGCAAGUGCAACAAGCACARCAACGCCAACGACGCUGCCGUCAACGACUGUAGCUGGUGCCGCUGCAGCUAUUGCAACGUAAUAACCCAAACACAUACGUACAUAUGUGUUGUAGAUGUAAAUAGUAAAAUGUUAAAAAGUAAAUUUCACACAAAAUAAUGUAAAUUUAGAAACAAGUUUUAUUUUACAAAACUGUGUAUCUUAACAAUUACAAGUAUUUCUGUUUUUCCUUUUAAGUAUAAUUUUAAAGCUUUUUAAUUUUUUUUUCACAUGAAGACAUGUGUGUUAUCGUAUCCUUCUCGCAUUGUUCAUUUCCACUUUCCACACAUACAUGCAAGUAUGUUAUUUGUAUGUACGCACACAACAACAAUAUCGCGCAGUUUGUGUUGUUUGCCAAAUGCGUUUGUGAAAUAAAUAUGACUUAAAAUUAUUAUAAACAUGAAAUA
Bactrocera latifrons is the source of this 2204-nucleotide messenger RNA. RefSeq names its product protein male-specific lethal-3 (gene msl-3). The record is from RefSeq and is a predicted model, not a curated record. The transcript is spliced from 7 exons. Lineage: Eukaryota; Metazoa; Arthropoda; Insecta; Diptera; Tephritidae. Gene Ontology annotation, biological process: chromatin organization; regulation of DNA-templated transcription. The coding region runs from base 113 to 1840 and encodes 575 amino acids. Gene Ontology annotation, cellular component: nucleus; MSL complex; NuA4 histone acetyltransferase complex.